Molecule: messenger RNA, 2173 nt
Organism: Coturnix japonica (Japanese quail)
Lineage: Eukaryota; Metazoa; Chordata; Aves; Galliformes; Phasianidae
Gene: GSS
Product: glutathione synthetase
Biological process (GO): glutathione biosynthetic process
Cellular component (GO): cytosol
Molecular function (GO): glutathione binding; ATP binding; glutathione synthase activity
Source: RefSeq, a predicted model, not a curated record
CCACGUUGAUAGGCCGGAGAUGCUGCCCAUCGAUGGGCUUUUAGGGGCAGGACCAGACUGUUGUCCUAUCGCCGGCAAGAAGGCGGGGCAGCCCGGGAGCGCAGGAAGCAGCAUGGCGGGGCCGUGGGACGCGGUGCUGAGGGAUGAGGCAGCCCUGAAGCAGGCAGCAGUGGUGGCGGUGGAUGCGGCGCUGCUGGAGGGUGUGCUGAUGCGAACCGAUGCUGAGCCCAAUGCCUCCGAGGUGGUGAGCUAUGCGCCCUUCACGCUGCUGCCCUCGGCCGUGCCCCGUGCCCUGUUUGAGCAGGCGUAUGCUGUGCAGCGGGACUUCAACCUGCUGGUGGAUGCCAUCAGCAGGGACAAGGAGUUCCUGGAGCGCACCUUGGCCAGCACCAUCAAGGUGGACGAUUUCACAGCACGGCUCUUUAGGAUCCAUCAGCAGGUUCUGGACGAAGGGCUGGCACAGUCCGUGUUUUUAGGCAUCAACCGCUCUGACUACAUGUUUGACUGCGGGGCAGCCAGCCCUCCAGCACUGAAACAGAUUGAGAUCAACACCAUCGCUGCCAGCUUCGGUGGCCUCGCCUCCCGCACUGCUGCUGUGCAUGGGAGGGUGCUCAGAGUGCUGGGGAAGCCUGAGGAGGCGGCGAGGUUGCUGCCCAAUAACCCUGCACUUGGGUUGGCCAUGGGCAUCGCCAAGGCCUGGGAGCUGUACGGCUCGCCAAGUGCCGUGGUGAUGUUCCUGGUGGAGGAGUCCCAAAGGAAUAUUUUUGAUCAGCGAUGUGUGGAAAAUGAGCUGUGGGACAGGAACAUUCGGGUCAUCAGGAGGCGGUUCCGGGACGUGUAUGAGCAGGGCUCCCUGGAUGGCACCCGGAGGCUCUUUGUGGACGGCCAGGAGGUAGCAGUGGUGUACUACAGAGAGGGCUACGUGCCGAGCAACUACGAUCAGCAGAACUGGGAGGCACGGCUGCUGCUGGAGAGGUCACGGGCAGUGAAGUGCCCCGACAUUGCCACACAGCUGGCUGGCACCAAGAAGGUGCAGCAAGAGCUGAGCUGCCCAGGGACACUGGAGAAGCUGCUCCCUGGUAACGCCGAGGCUGUCAAACGCAUCAGAGCAACAUUUGCUGGGCUGUACUCGCUGGAUGUGGGUGAAGAGGGUGACCAGAUUGCUGCCACAGCUAUCGCCAACCCUGAGCGGUUUGUGCUGAAACCACAGCGAGAAGGAGGAGGGAACAACCUGUAUGGUGAGGAGCUCAAGCAGGUCUUGCAGAGGAUCAAAGACAGCCCUGAGAGAACCUCCUACAUCCUGAUGGACAAGAUCGAGCCGCAGCCAUCAGUGAAUUACUUGUUGAGGGCACGCAGUCCCCUAAAAGCCUCCAAGUGCAUCUCAGAGCUUGGUAUUUUCGGUGUCUAUGUCAGGCAGGGCACAGAGCUGGUGCUGAACGAGGCAGCCGGGCACCUGCUGCGGACGAAGGCAGUGGAACAUGCAGAUGGUGGGGUGGCAGCCGGGGUGGCAGUGCUGGACACCCCCUACCUGGUGUGAGCUCCUCGUGCAGUGCCCACAGGGCUGGGCUGUCAUGGGACUGCUUCCCUCAGGGUGUGCCUGGCAAGGUUGGACGGGCUGGAGACAGCCAAGGGGUUUGUAUUGGUUUGGAGGCUGCUGCAGAGCUGGAGGUGACCCUGCUCAGUGCCAAUCCCAGUUUUGUUAUGCUCCUAUAUACGUGGACAGCUGCCGUGCUGUAGCUUCCCCAAACCUCUAUCACUGUCCAUGCAAUCUCUUGGCUUCACUGUGGGACCAGCACUGAGGGAUGACAAGAUGCGUCUCCCCCAGGUUUCCUGAAUUAAUGGGAACAGAGCAGUGGGUGCUCCUGCCCAUGGGCUCAUGUCUGCAGUGCACCCCUGUUCCACUCCAGCCCUGCUCAGCUGAGCAACUCCAGGUGUGACACAAAGUGCCCCUUCCUGGUGUGAAGCACCCAGGCAGCCUGAGCUCUGCUGCUCAGUGACUGCAGCGAGGCUCCAUGCCUGUGUUCCUGAUGUCCCUGCUGGCUGUGCCUACAGCCUGCGGUCCAGGUGCCUCAAUCAAGCAUUGAUCUGCCAGCUGAUUUCCACGAUCUGUGGCUGGUGUUCAGUUGGGGAGGCUGAUUACCCCCACCAGAGAUUAAAACAUGCUGAAUCUAAA